AUGACAACACAAAUGGAGAAGUGUUACGACCCUCGAGACAGAACACUUACAUUUGUCAGUGGAGACGAUGACUUAGACUUUUUGUGCGAUGAGUUCAAGUCUCUCAGAGCAAAGAUGUCCUGUGGUCAUGCUGUUACUCCGAUGUCUCUCACCAACUGGUGUCGCAGGUUGCUGGACCAGGGUGAGUCCAGAUUUGUGUGUGGCAAACCUGACUGUGAUGUUGAGUGGCCAUAUGAGGAGGUUUGUAAAAUGGCUCUUCUAACCAAAGAAGAAAUGAAGUACUUUGAAAAGAAAAUGUUCCAUAACGCUGCCAAGGAUUACUUGAAUGUCAAAUUUUGUCCUGGCUGCAAGUCUUGUGUGGUGAGGGCUGAUUUCAGUGAUCUGGGUGUCGAGUGCACAAAGUGCACAGCUGCAAAAAGAAGACCUUUCAGAUUCUGCUGGCAGUGUUUGAGGGAAUGGAAAGGUCCGGCUCCACGUUCAGACCGCUGUGAAAAUGAUGGCUGCGUCAAUGAGCCAUUAGAAACACUGAGAAACUGUCCAGAUAUCGUCUUUGAGUCUGUGAAGGGCGUCACUGGCUGUCCCACCUGUGGUUUUCUGGUGGAGCAUAACAGAACUCAGUGUAAAACCAUCGUCUGUUCUCGCUGUAAGGUGAAGUUCUGCUUUGUUUGUCUGCAGUUCACUGAAGAGUGCCUGAAGCGCAACGCAUACAAACUUUGCCCCACUGGUGUUGCACCGAGACAGACCUCGAUACCUGUGUGGCAGAAAAAGUUAUUUUAUAAUGUCAAUCAUCAUAACUGAUGUUACUCAGCCAGGAUCUCAACCCCACACCAACUUUUAGUAGUAGUUAUAAAGCUUUAGAGCUCUUUUGUACCAUCUUUCCAUAAUUGGAACAUUUUACAUAGACAACUAAGUUUAUUCUGUUUUUCACUUUGCUGGAUUUUGCUUUAGCUUCUUUAUCACAAUGUUUCAGUGUGUCAUCAUUCUGAUCUCCAUAAUAUCUUUAUUCAGUCUGUUCAUUUCACAUAUUAUUGUUUAUUUUUAAGUUAUGCUCCUUUGUUUAUUCUCCCAAAACAAGACCUUUUUAAAGCAUAAUGUACUUAAUACUAACAAGGAAAGCACAGCCUGACUUGUGAUUGAAGCAGGAAACUAACAUUGUCUAAAGGAGCAAUGUCAGUGUGCAGACACUACCUUUCGUCAGGGCACAAAACCAAGCUCAGGUAUCUUUGUACUGUAGAGUUAAAAAGACAGCUAAUAGAAAAAAAUUAUAAUAUGAAUAAAUGUCAAAUAUGUUUAUCAAAAGUGCUGUGAGUAGUUUUGUCUAACUUAUAAAUAUCAUUGGCACAUUAAUUUGUAUAUAUUGAACCUUGUUAUUCGUAGAAAUUGUUGAUGUGUGACAAACACACAUAGCAAUAACAUCUUUUUUACUAUUGGCCCCACUCUGUCUCCCUCUGGCUGGACCACAAAUGACAACAUCUGAUUACUGUGAAUGACAAUAACUAUGUACUGAGCUGCUGGUAAUGUUAGAGAAAUUCUAAAUCUAGAAAAUCUUUCUUCUCAAAGAAAGUUCAUGUACAUGUCAGAAUCUACUUAGAAACCAUAUCGUGAAUUAUUAUGCCUUUCAAACAAUACGCACUUUUGCA
Messenger RNA from Micropterus dolomieu (smallmouth bass), 1640 nucleotides. RefSeq names its product E3 ubiquitin-protein ligase ARIH2-like. Lineage: Eukaryota; Metazoa; Chordata; Actinopteri; Centrarchiformes; Centrarchidae. Bases 1 to 798 code for a protein of 265 amino acids. The transcript has 4 exons. The record is from RefSeq and is a predicted model, not a curated record.